Messenger RNA from Sphaeramia orbicularis (orbiculate cardinalfish), 1646 nucleotides. Its product is annotated as aspartate--tRNA ligase, cytoplasmic-like. Lineage: Eukaryota; Metazoa; Chordata; Actinopteri; Kurtiformes; Apogonidae. The transcript is spliced from 17 exons. Gene Ontology annotation, molecular function: ATP binding; aspartate-tRNA ligase activity; RNA binding. Gene Ontology annotation, cellular component: cytoplasm; cytosol; aminoacyl-tRNA synthetase multienzyme complex. Gene Ontology annotation, biological process: aspartyl-tRNA aminoacylation. The record is from RefSeq and is a predicted model, not a curated record. The coding region runs from base 129 to 1646 and encodes 505 amino acids.
AGUGGGUAUUUGGUGCUCCGUCCAAACAGGUCCUUCCUUCCGGUGCACGUCCAUGCUGAACAGCUGAUGACAGUCUGCCGAACGGCCGUGGCACAUUUUCGCCUGUUUGUCCAAGAAUAAAGCUCAACAUGACUAAAGAGGAAGUCCAGGGGGCGACGGAGGAGGAGCAGCAGGCCCAGUCCAAGAAAGCUCUGAAGAAACAGCAGAAGGAAGCAGAGAAAGCUGCGAAGAAGGCGGAGAAACAGGCCAAGCUGGCCGCUGAACAACAAAGCACAGAGGAAGAUGACUUCGCCAAGGAUCGUUACGGCGUGUCGGCGAUGGUCCAAUCUCAACAGAAACUGGACAGGGUGUUGGUGAAGGUCCAGGACCUGACCCCGGACAAAGCCGACCAGCUGAUCUGGCUGCGUGCCCGAGUCCACACCAGCAGAGCUAAAGGGAAGCAGUGCUUCUUGGUCCUGCGUCAACAGCAGUUCAACGUGCAGGCUCUCGUCGCAGUGGGAGAUCGUGCCAGCAAGCAGAUGGUCAAGUUUGCCGCAAACAUCAACAAGGAGAGCAUCGUAGACGUGGAGGCGGUGGUGAGGAAAGUGGAGCAGAAGAUCGAGAGCUGCUCCCAGCAGGACGUGGAGCUGCACAUGGAGAGGAUUUUCGUCAUCAGCCAAGCAGAGCCUCGUCUGCCCCUGCAGCUGGAGGACGCCGUCCGGCCCGAUGGAGAAGGGGAAGAGGAAGGCAGAGCCACAGUCAACCAGGACACCAAACUGGACAACAGGGUCAUCGAUCUCAGGACCACCACCAGCCAGGCCGUGUUCCGCCUGCAGUCUGGAGUGUGCCAGCUCUUCAGAGACACCCUCAUCAACAAGGGCUUCGUGGAGAUCCAGACCCCUAAAAUCAUAUCAGCUGCCAGUGAAGGUGGAGCCAACGUCUUCACGGUGUCCUACUUUAAAACCAGCGCCUACCUGGCCCAGUCUCCUCAGCUCUACAAGCAGAUGUGCAUCUGCGCUGACUUCGACAAGGUCUUCUGUGUCGGUCCAGUUUUCAGGGCGGAGGAUUCCAACACCCACCGUCACCUGACUGAGUUUGUGGGUCUGGAUAUUGAGAUGGCCUUCAACUACCACUACCAUGAGGUCAUCGACUCCAUCACCGACACCAUGGUGCAGAUCUUCAAGGGCCUGAGAGACAAUUUCCAGACUGAGAUCCAGACGGUCAAUAAACAGUAUCCCAGCGAGCCCUUCAAGUUCCUGGAGCCCACCCUGAGGCUGGAGUACACGGAGGGCGUGGCCAUGCUGCGAGAGGCCGGCGUGGAGAUGGGUGACGAGGAUGACCUCAGGUUCAGAGCACCGAACCCUGGGACCGCUGCGGGCCGCCUCGUUAGGGAAAAGUAUGACACAGAUUUCUAUGUGUUGGACAAAUACCCUCUGGCUGUUCGACCCUUCUACACGAUGCCUGAUCCCAACAACCCUAAAUAUUCCAACUCUUACGACAUGUUCAUGAGGGGGGAGGAGAUCCUGUCUGGAGCUCAGAGAAUCCACGACGCUCAGCUUCUGACUGAACGAGCUCAGCAUCACCAGAUCGAUCUGGAGAAGAUCAAGGCCUACAUUGACUCCUUCCGUUAUGGCGCCCCCCCCCACGGCGGCGGAGGGCCUCGGUAA